AUAUGCCCUCACACUCCAGCCGCUCUCUCCCGCUGGUUCUAGGCUAAACCAAGCCAAAGCAGAAGGAGCACAAUAAGCAGAUCGCACCGUGGAGGCUAGUCUGCAGCCGUGAGGAGAUCGUUCACUGAGAGAGAGUUCAUGGCGGAUUGGGGGCCAGUGUUCAUCGGGCUGGUGCUGUUCAUCCUGCUCUCCCCGGGGCUGCUGUUCCAGAUCCCCGGCAAGGGCCGGACCAUCGACUUCGGCAACUUCCAGACAAGCGGCCUCUCCAUCCUCGUCCACGCAAUCAUCUACUUCGCCCUCAUCGCCAUCUUCCUCCUCGCCCUCGGCGUCCACAUAUACCUCGGCUAGUCGAUCAGCGGCGGCCGUCGAGAGCACACCGCGCAGCGACGGCUGCGGCGGACUCCCCUCUGGCCGGCCAGCUUAGGUACCGUGUGUGGUGGAAGCAUGUUCAUCUCUGCUGUUGGUUACUUAGCAUGGUGGUAUACUACUGGGGGGACAGUGUGAUGUGGUGAUGUUCUCUGGGCAUUUGUUGGGUUCGUGCUUUGCUACUAUUGUCUCUGAUACAAUCUCAUCUCAUAUGUGAAGUACUGAUUCCAUGAUGGUCAUGCAUGAUCCUUCAUGUCUCUUAUUAGCAUGAGGUGUGUUAGUGCUGGCUAAUUGAGCACUGAUUUGCUUGAAAUGAUAACUGAGAAUCGAUUGCAACU
Messenger RNA from Phragmites australis (common reed), 704 nucleotides. RefSeq lists its product as uncharacterized. The transcript has a single exon. The record is from RefSeq and is a predicted model, not a curated record. The coding region runs from base 139 to 348 and encodes 69 amino acids. Lineage: Eukaryota; Viridiplantae; Streptophyta; Magnoliopsida; Poales; Poaceae.